This is a messenger RNA of Haemonchus placei, 531 nucleotides long. Lineage: Eukaryota; Metazoa; Nematoda; Chromadorea; Rhabditida; Trichostrongylidae. The record is from the annotation of a GenBank genome assembly.
AUGAGCGAAAAUUCCGCAGUCCCUUGGGGUGACCCCAAACGCUUUCUAAAACGAACUGGUCCCGCUUUUGCUCUGGCAAAUACUCGCCACUACGAUAGUCAUCCAACGGACCCGGAAAACGACACCGACACUGAUCAAUGCAUUCAGCGUCUACUUGACAAUGAUCCCACCCUUAAGGAGAUCAAUAUGAACAACAUGAAGCGAACUCCAAUCCCUCAACUUCGACGGUUACUGGAGGCUUUGGCUUAUAACGAGCAUUGUGAACGGUUAUCGCUGGCCAAUAUGGGUCUUCACGAUAAUGACCUAGCCAUUUUAAUGCCAGUACUCGAAAUCAAUACUGGCUUGAAGAAGCUCAACCUCGAAACAAAUUACCUGAGCGGAGACUUUUUCAUCAAAUUUUUUCAAGCCACUCUUGCUCAACAAACACUGGAGGAAAUCAGGGCGACUAAUCAGGGAACUUCGUUCACGAAUCUCGAAGAAAAAGAAAUCGUUGAUAACAUCGUUGCCAAUACCGGCCUGAUCAAGGUAUGA